AUGAAAAACAACAAUGACAGUUUGACACCACUUAUUGAAAAAAUUUGUACCGUAAGCACCGUUGGAUUAUUUUUAACAGGCGUACAAAUAUGUAAUCGAAUCUAUCGUAUGCGUACAACAGGUGAUAUAUCAGGUUUUCCAUUUGUUGCAACGGUGGUUAAUUGUACUCUUUGGCUUUUAUAUGGUUAUGCAGCUAAUAACUCGACUAUUAUGAUUGUCAAUUUUAUAGGAGCCAGUUUACAAAUGUUGUAUGCAUUGAUUUAUCUUCAAUAUACAGCUGAUCGUAGUACAUAUAUUCGUUUACUCGGAUCUGCAGUUGCUUUUCUUGCGACCGUUACUUUUUAUUUUCAAUACGUAGUAUCUGAUCAGAGCGUAGCAGUUUUUCGUGCUGGUCUUGUAGCAUCAAUUGCUACUGUGAUUAUGUUUGGUUCACCAUUAGCUUCACUUCGGCACGUUAUUCAAAAGCAAACUACCGAAUCACUUUCGCUACCAUUAAGUUUGGCCAAUCUUAUCGUACCUAUUGAAUGGGUUCUGUAUGGUAUUUUAAUUGAUGAUAAAUUUGUUCAAGUACCGAAUUUUCUUGGUGCUAUAUUGGGCUUUAUUCAAGUUUCUCUUUUUUAUAAAUAUCCACGUCAAUCUGGUCUUUUACCAAAAGCCACGAAUCUUGGAGCAAUUUAA
Messenger RNA from Rotaria socialis, 678 nucleotides. The record is from the annotation of a GenBank genome assembly. NCBI's taxonomy places the organism in Eukaryota, Metazoa, Rotifera, Eurotatoria, Philodinida, Philodinidae.